Molecule: messenger RNA, 599 nt
Organism: Laccaria bicolor S238N-H82
Lineage: Eukaryota; Fungi; Basidiomycota; Agaricomycetes; Agaricales; Hydnangiaceae
Exons: 2
Coding region: 1-204 (67 amino acids)
Source: RefSeq, a predicted model, not a curated record
AUGGAUGAUGACGCUCUCGCAGCUAAUUUAUUUUUCCCAGCCCAGUCAUGUUUGACCUGGGCCUCCACUGCUACCCGUGUUCCGUACGUUCGGCCAGCUAAACAACACGAAGAUCACUCUCUCCAUGUAAUUCGACGACAUGUUCUCAGUAUCGUUCCCUGGAGUGAGAGCUGGUUGGCGAGUAUAUCGUGGACUGAUGGUUAAUUGGCGAAUCGGGCUAUUUUUAGCGGCUGGAGGGACGGCUUGAUUCGCUUCUAGGGCAAGCGUUGUUUGAGCUGGAGCAGUAUCGUUUGUCCUGCACAGUAACCAUGCGCGAACCAUGCCCUGUCCCUUCCUAGGCUGUCUGGAUGAGACAUGCUUCCUCCGCGUGUUUAUCAAACGUUCAUCCAACGUUCAAUCAGUUCACGAUUAGAACAAGCGUUAACUCGCCUCUUCUCUUUGAUUGGCAUUUUACAUAUCGGACCAGAGGACAACGUUUUUACGAUUGUGCAAUGUGAUGAAACGAGUUUAAAGUUGGUGUCACUGUCGCGACAGUAAUGCGAGGAAGGAACGAGGACGUCGUCUGCCCUUACGCAGGUGUACUCACGUCCAUUGCUCGA